This is a messenger RNA of Rotaria sp. Silwood1, 1599 nucleotides long. Lineage: Eukaryota; Metazoa; Rotifera; Eurotatoria; Philodinida; Philodinidae. The record is from the annotation of a GenBank genome assembly.
AUGGAAGGUGAAAAUAGUUAUUAUUAUUUCUGUUUAAACUCUGUAACAAUGAUGAUGAUCAUUACUGCUUUAAUCAAUAUUGUUAUAUAUAUAUCUUAUUAUUUAUAUCAAUGUUUGAGUUCAGCUUCAGCUAAUAUAAAUAUUGAUCAAGCGUGGAAUGUUAACAAUGUUUAUGAUGCAAAAUUAAUAAAACAAAAUCGAACGAAGAUUUCGAAAAAAAAAUGGUUUCAUAUUCCUCGUUUAUUGAAAGAAUUAAUACCUUCAUUUUUCUUUCCAAGUGAAAUAAUUGCAAUAUUUAUAAUGAAAUUUGGUGGAUAUGUUAAAAAAGUACCGAAAUCUUCACUUGAUCAAUUGGCACAGACACUUAACGAUUUAGAUUUUUGUUAUGCAACAUUAAAUAAAGUUAGCCGUUCGUUUUCACUUGUCAUUGAACAGCUUCCUCAAUCAUUAAAAGAUUCCGUGUGUAUAUUUUAUCUUGUUCUUCGUGGUCUUGAUAGUGUUGAAGAUGACAUGACAUAUCCUCAAGAUAAAAAGAUUUUCUUAUUACACAAUUUUUAUAAUAAUUUGUUAAUUGAUAAUUGGUCUAUAAAGGACGUCGGUGAUACAGAAGACUAUCGAACAUUAUUGGAGAAUUUUAAUAAAGUCAUUAACGUAUUUAAAUCAUUGAAUGCAAAAGAUCAAUCUAUUAUAUUGGAUAUAACAUGUCAAAUGGGAAAUGGAAUGAGUGAAUAUGUCGGUAAGACUGGUUCAAUUGAAACAUUAGACAGUUAUAAUUUAUACUGUCAUUAUGUUGCUGGACUUGUUGGUCAUGGAUUAUCUUCUCUCUUUGCUCAUAGCGGAUUAGAAGAGCCUGAUCUCCAUGUUCAUGAACAUCUCAGUAAUAGUAUGGGACUGUUUUUACAGAAAACGAAUAUUAUUCGAGAUUAUUUCGAAGAUCUUCAAGCUGGUAGAACUUGGUGGCCUAAAGAAAUCUGGCAAAAUUAUGCAACUAAUCUUGAUGAAUUUAUCAAGACUCCUUAUGAAGAACAAAGUCUUGAAUGUUUAAAUCAUAUGGUUAUGGAUUCACUUAAUCAUGUGCCUGAUGUGAUCAACUAUCUUAGUCGCCUUAAACAUCGUAAAGUAUUAGAAUUUUGUGCAAUUCCACAAGUGAUGGCAAUGGCUACUCUUGUUGAGCUAUACAAUAACCCUUUAGUAUUUAGAUCAAUUGUAAAAAUACACAAAGGACUCACUUCAAAGAAUAUUGUUGAAAGUUUCACUACAACAGCUAACCAUUUCACAGUUGAAGAAGAAAAUGAUGAAUUUAAAUGGAAUGAUUCAAUUAGUACUUUGUACAAUAAUACAAAUGGAACAGGUAGUUCCAUUAUCACAAAUUAUGAUCCAUAUUUACACGGUGAAUAUUUACAAGAUGUAAAUAAUAGUGCAUUUUUUACGUCAAAAACAAUUGUUCAAGAACAAGAAUUAACAUCCAGCAAUAGUUCAAAUUAUUUGAAUAGGGAUAACAGUAAAACAUUUGAAAGUUUUACAAUUCAAACUGAAGAUCAUAUGAACAAUUGGUUCAAUCAAAGCAAUGCAUUUAUUGGUUAUGGUAUGAAAUUAUAA